This is a messenger RNA of Striga asiatica, 1385 nucleotides long. The record is from the annotation of a GenBank genome assembly. NCBI's taxonomy places the organism in Eukaryota, Viridiplantae, Streptophyta, Magnoliopsida, Lamiales, Orobanchaceae.
UGGGGCUGAGCUGAAAAGAAAGGCCCAUUAAAUAAGUUGAGAGUCCAGAUUCCGAUCACACAGUUCACCGCAAUCUCCAUCUCCGUCUUCCUGGCCGCGAAAAUGGCGUCGUCGAUGGUGAGGAAAACCCUAAAAACCAUCAACUUUCACGCCCUCAGAACUCUUACAUCCACCACCCGCCAGCUCAGCAUCUCUGCGGCCGCCGGAAAAUCUGAAGACGACCCCUCAUGCUUCGCCUUUUCCUCCGACGUCCUCGACAGUUCGAAACCUUCCGACAAUUGUGGUGGAGAUGACACACUGUACAUCAAAGGCCCCCAAAAAGCGGCGUCAUCGUCUUCAUCGUCCGUGACGAUGCCGAUGUCAUUCAUGACCGGUUCCAUCGUCGGCAAGCGGUUCUACCAGAAGGUGACGACGAGAGAAGCUGAUGAUGGGAUUGGGUGGAGCGUGAUGCUCGAUUACAGGACGCUCAAAACCCCUUCAAAGCGAAAUCUCAAGUGCCCUACUUUAGCUCUUGCCAAAGCUAUUGCAGCUGAAUGGGAGUACCAGCAAACAGAUGGGAUAAGACCCUUUACAAUGCCUCUGAUGAAGCUGACAUGUACUGCAUUGGAAAGAGUACCGGUCACUAGGCCAAAGAUUAUUGAAAAUUUGAUGAGAAAAUUCCAUCAAGAUCUCAUUUUUUGUCGUGCUCCAAGGGACAAUGAUCUAACAAAAGAUCUCCGAGAGCUUCAAGUGGAAAAAUUUGGACCUCUUAUUAAAUGGGUUGAAUCAGAAUUCGGUUUUAAACCUGUUGUGUACACGAGCUUCUUUGGUGGCAAACAGGAGGAGGGUCUGGUUAAAGCCGUUGAGAACAUUCUUAAGAAGACGGAUGACUGUGAACUGGCUGCCAUUGAUGCAAUUGCUGCUGCUGCUCACUCAUUGAUAAUUGCAAUCGGAGUAUUUCGUGGGCAGUUGAGCAUCGAGCAGGCGAUUGAGUUGAUUAGGCUGGAAGAAGAUUUGCAGGUUGAACGAUGGGGUUUGGUUGAAGGAGGUCACGAUGUUGAUAUUGCCGAUCUUAAAGUCCAAAUCUCAUCUGCUGCUGUCUUUCUCGGACUUUCAAGGAAAAACUAGCGCCUGUUGCCCCAAUUAUAAUCAGGUAAAUCACCAAAGAGUGAACUUCCCCUUCUUCCAAUUUUCAAGAAUUUGUUAUGGUUGUGUAUUAGCAUAUUUGGCACAAGAAGAUAAUAAGUGUGUUAUGAAAAAUUCCAGAUGAGCCAGAUAUGGUUGUUUUUGUAUCUUAGAAUGCAUUCUGUUAUUUCAUAUUCAUGUACUGGUUGUAAUAUUAUCACGAUCCAUCUUCAGUCGGUUUUCUUGGCAAAUUUAUGAGAAAAUCUGUUUAUCAGCAUGAA